Geodia barretti is the source of this 1256-nucleotide messenger RNA. The record is from the annotation of a GenBank genome assembly. Lineage: Eukaryota; Metazoa; Porifera; Demospongiae; Tetractinellida; Geodiidae.
GCACGCGCAAUGGCGGAGAAAAAGAGGGUGUGGUGAUGAGAACUGUGACGGCGGCGGAGAACCAACGUGCCUACAUUGAGUCCUAUCGGUGUUUUCUAAAGAAAGCACGUUGGCGUGUAUGCUCAGUCCAGCCUUCGCCAGUCGGUUCCUGUCUCUUCCUUCGUUGUUUACGACUACGAGACGACACUCACUUCCCCUGAGUGCUGGUCUGCCGACAAGAAGAGGACCAUUACUGUCACGGGCGGCAGCUCUCUCCUCUCCUCCACCGCAUGCAGCCACUGACUGUAACAUGAGCAGCCUGGAGGACCUGGUGUUUGACAACAGAGCUCUGAAGAGCCUUCCCAUUGAUCCUGAGACUCAAAACUAUGUCAGGAGUGUGGCAGGUGCGUGCUUUUCCCGUGUCCGACCCACACCUCUGAGCAAUCCUCGACUUGUGGUCCACUCUCCGUCUGCCCUCCAUCUUGUGGGACUCUCUCCUGACCAGUUGUCACGACCAGGGUUUGUGGAGUACAUGAGUGGGAACAAGAUACUGCCAGGCUCAGAGCCGGCGUCUCACUGCUACUGUGGCCACCAGUUUGGACACUUCUCUGGACAACUGGGAGAUGGCUGUGCUCACUACCUGGGAGAGGUGGUGGGUCCUGGAGGUCAAAGGUGGGAGCUGCAGUUAAAGGGAUCGGGAAAGACCCCCUACUCAAGGUUUGCUGAUGGCAGGAAGGUCCUCCGCUCCUCAAUCAGAGAAUUCCUCUGCUCUGAGGCCAUGCAUUAUCUUGGAAUUCCAACUACAAGAGGUAAAUUAGAGCAUUUUGAGAAGUCACGUGGUGAUAGAGGAUGUCUUUCUCCCAGGUGUUCAGCUGGUUCCUGUAUCACAUCAGAUGACACUGUGACCAGAGACAUUCUCUACAGUGGACACCCCAUCCAGGAGAGGUGUACUGUCAUCACCAGAAUUGCCCCCACCUUUAUCAGAUUUGGAUCGUUUGAGAUAUUCAAGACGAGGGAUAGGGAGACAGGUCGUGUGGGGCCAAGUGUGGGACGUGAGGACAUUCUCCACCAACUCCUAGACUUUGUCACUCAGUCCUACUACCCUCAGGUUCAUAUCCAGGAGCCAGAGGACAGGAGAGCCAGGACUGCUCUCUUCUUCAGAGAUCUGUGUGUGAGGACUGCCCACCUGGUGUCUGCCUGGCAGUGUGUCGGCUUCUGCCAUGGGUUAGUUUAGAUCUCCCUUUCUUCCUUAUACUUAUUAUGAUCUUCGAUAUAUG